AUGCUUAACUCGAUCUAUAUUGGCUAUCUAAAACUUUGGCAAGUGGUCUGUUUAGUCGGGUUUAAUGGCUUAUGUUUCUUGCAAAAGAGCUUAUCUUUGGAACAUGCUCGGAUAUUGUUUUCAUUUAAGACUGGACUGGCCGUUCGUUUAAUGGGUUUACAAGUCUGUUUAGCGAUACUGCCAUGGAAGGAAACACUGUUUAUAGUGGCUGAACGAGCGCAUGUGAAGGAAUCGGCUUGGAAACGGCAUUUAUUGGUGGAAAGUGCAGUUCGGACUGGGGAGAGUUCAGAAGUUGUACUGGAUAGAGUUAAUAGAGUGAUUUAUGAGGUGGAGAUAGCUGGAGAAAGAAUGAAGUACUUGAGAAGUUAUUUAAAUUAUCUAUCAAAAUUAUUAGUGCUAUCUUUGGCGGUUGUUUUGAAUUUUAGGCGGCGGUUACUUCUUUAUACUACUGGGUACUUAGUAGGGGAUUUCUUGCUUAAGUGUUGGGAGAGACGAGAGUUUAUUAGGCGGCAACAGACUGAUUUAGAAGUAAGGACUAAUCGGGCCUUAAUAUUGCAGCGAGGUUGGGUUGUAGGAGAAGAAGAGGAAGUGUAUAGGAAGUGGGAGCAACAGGAAAGUGUUAAUUUUAGGAUAGAGGUCCAUCGAGAUAUAAGACGAGCUUUGAUUAGACUUUCAUCAGAGAUAUUAUGUAUUGUGUUUAUUUUUGGGUCUUUUCAGUAUAUCUGUGACGAAGGCCCAAAUGAAGAUAUCAAAUACUUCUUAUCUGUGCACAAAAAACUAGAGAAGAUUUCCAAAUGCAUUCUCAAAUUGGUUUAG
Nematocida homosporus is the source of this 816-nucleotide messenger RNA. RefSeq lists its product as uncharacterized. The transcript has a single exon. The record is from RefSeq and is a predicted model, not a curated record. Lineage: Eukaryota; Fungi; Microsporidia. The coding region runs from base 1 to 816 and encodes 271 amino acids.